AUGCUCUCCCACGCAGGACCCGCCAGGUUCACCCUGUUCCUGCUCUGCUGCAUGGAAACUUCGCUGACCUCCCAUGCAGCGCCCGCCCAACAGCUACAACCACGCGAUGUUCGGAAAAUCAUCUUGGAAUUACAGCACUUGUCGAAGGGACUUUUGGAAGACUAUCUGAAGAGAGAGACAGGGGUGCCGGAAUCCAACCAUUUCCUGUUGCCGUGUCUCACCUCUGAUUCCCAGCCACUACGGAUCAACAGCUCAGCCAUCCUGCCUUAUUUCAGGGCGAUCAAACCAUUAUCAGACAAGAACAUGAUCGAUAAAAUCACAGAACAGCUCGACAAACUCAAAUUUCAACACGAGCCAGAAACAGAAGUUUCUGUGCCUGCAGAUACCUUUGAAAGUAAAAGCUUCAUCUUGACGAUUUUACAACAGUUCUCGGCGUGCCUGGAACGUGUGUUUAAAUCACUGAACCCCGGACCCCAGUAG
Messenger RNA from Neogale vison (American mink), 480 nucleotides. RefSeq names its product interleukin 31 (gene IL31). Lineage: Eukaryota; Metazoa; Chordata; Mammalia; Carnivora; Mustelidae. The transcript has 3 exons. Gene Ontology annotation, molecular function: cytokine activity; cytokine receptor binding. The record is from RefSeq and is a predicted model, not a curated record. The coding region runs from base 1 to 480 and encodes 159 amino acids.